Messenger RNA from Salvia splendens (bonfire salvia), 1409 nucleotides. Its product is annotated as 60S ribosomal protein L4. The coding region runs from base 53 to 1273 and encodes 406 amino acids. Gene Ontology annotation, biological process: translation. NCBI's taxonomy places the organism in Eukaryota, Viridiplantae, Streptophyta, Magnoliopsida, Lamiales, Lamiaceae. Gene Ontology annotation, molecular function: structural constituent of ribosome. The transcript is spliced from 2 exons. Gene Ontology annotation, cellular component: ribosome. The record is from RefSeq and is a predicted model, not a curated record.
ACCCUAAUUUUUUCACAUUGAGCUCAAAACCCUAACGCUGCCGCCCGGGAAAAUGUCAGCCGCCGCCCGCCCCCUCGUCACCGUGCAGUCGCUGGAGAGCGAUAUGGCUACUGACGGAGGAUCCGCCAGCCUUCCACUUCCAGACGUCAUGAAGGCCGCCAUCCGCCCAGACAUCGUUACUUUUGUGCACGGCCAGAUCUCCAACAACGCCCGCCAGCCCUACGCCGUCUCCAAACGCGCCGGCCACCAGACCUCCGCCGAAUCCUGGGGUACCGGCCGCGCCGUCUCCCGUAUCCCCCGUGUUGCCGGAGGUGGUACCCACCGCGCCGGGCAGGGAGCCUUCGGUAACAUGUGCCGAGGCGGAAGAAUGUUCGCCCCGACCAAAAUCUGGAGGCGCUGGCACAGAGCCGUCAAUGUCACCCAGAAGCGCCACGCUGUCGUUUCGGCGAUCGCGGCUUCUGCCGUUCCUUCACUAGUCCUUGCCCGGGGCCACAAGAUCGAAGAGGUUCCCGAAUUGCCUCUUGUCGUUUCUGAUUCCGCCGAGGCGGUCGAGAAAACGAGCGCCGCUCUGAAGAUCCUCAAGAAAGUCGGAGCCUUGGCCGAUGCCGAGAAGGCGAAGGAUAGCCAAGCUAUCCGCGCUGGAAAGGGGAAAAUGCGGAAUCGCCGCUACAUUUCUCGCAAAGGACCUCUUGUCGUCUACGGCAAUGAAGGGUCCAAACUCGUGAAAGCUUUCCGCAACAUUCCCGGUGUUGACGUGGCGCACGUUUCGCGUCUCAAUUUACUCAAGCUUGCCCCCGGAGGGCAUCUUGGGAGGUUUAUUGUGUGGACCAAAUCAGCUUUUGAGAAGCUUGAUGAGGUUUAUGGAACGUUCAAUAAACCCUCGGAGAAGAAGAGUGGGUAUGUGCUGCCCAGGGCGAAAAUGGUCAAUGCUGACCUUGCUAGGAUUAUCAACUCUGAUGAGUUGCAAUCUGUGGUGAAGCCGAUCAAGAAGGAGUUGAAGAGAGCUCCAUUAAAGAAGAAUCCUCUGAAGAACCUCAAUGUCAUGUUGAAGUUGAACCCAUACGCCAAGGCUGCCAAGAGAAUGGCUCUUCUUGCUGAGGCGCAGAGGGUCAAGGCCAAGCAGGAGAAGCUUGACCAGAAAAGGAAACCAAUCACCAAGGAGGAAUCUGCAUCAAUCAAGUCAGCGAGUAAAGGAUGGUACAAAACUAUGAUCUCCGAUAGCGACUACACUGAGUUUGAAAACUUCACAAAAUGGUUGGGCGUAUCUCAGUGAUGAAUCUGCAUUUCGAAACAUUUUUGGGUUGUACCGUUUGUUUUGAGACCUGCCUUUUUUUAAAGCUUACAUGGAGACUUCUUGUUUAAACCUUUAUUAUAUUUACUUAAUUUUAUGUUUUCCCCCUCCAGUUCAA